AUGUCUGGACAGACACCGUUGAUGAUAAGAGACGUUUCCGGCGCCGGUGCUGGUGCUGGGCCGGUGUCGCGCUCCGUGCUUGGGCUUCCCACGGCGUUCGGCACUUUUUUGGGCGCAUUGGUGCUUGCGUGGGCCGUGUACAAGUGCAUCGACGCCUCUCUUCUUCGCUUUCUCGUGGUGCCUCCACACAACUACCGGGACGCGAUCGCGCGCAGUCUCGAGAAGGGCACCAUUCCCGAGUCCGUCGUGGGCGUCAAAGGCGGCUCGUUCCGCAGAAGACUCGUUCUGGCCGCCCAGAAGCCGCAGCUGUACUCCACCAUGAAACUCAACAGAGACUCUGUGGCCACGUCGAAAUUGCGUCUGGCCAGAAUCGACAAGGACGAUCCCAACUUUAUGGACCGUCUGCGUCCUGCCGACCCCCAUGCGAAACGCAGACUCGUCUUUGGCUACUUCCACCCCUACAGCGACGCCAACGGAGGCGGCGAGCGAGUCCUCUGGGAGGCAGUGUACUAUACGCUAAAACAGUCGGAGCAGAACCUGGUCGCCAUCUACACGUUCACGGCGUCGGACGACGUGUGUGUGAGCUCGAUUCUGCAGUCUGUGCGCUCUACGUUCGGAAUUGAUCUAUUUGCAGACGGCCUCAAUGACCGCAUAAUUUUUAUUCAGCUCAACAACAGGUACAAAUGGCUCAUCGACGGCGCGUCCUGGAAACACUUCACGAUUAUUGGCCAGGCGUUGGGCUCUGUUUUCGUGUGUUUCCGCAGUCUGACAAAACUUGUGCCCGACGUGUUCAUCGACACCCAGGGCCUGCCCUUCUGCUACCCGCUGGUGGCUCUCUUGCGCAUUCCGGUGGUCGCGUACGUGCACUAUCCGCUGAUCUCGGCAGACAUGCUCAACAAGCUGAGCUCGAAUAGCGUUUACCACCUGGCCAAGUACGUCUACUGGACCUCGAUGAUGAAACUCUACCAGCUGGCUGCCAAUUUUAUCGACUACACCCUGUGCAACUCGACAUGGACCUGCAACCAUAUCCGCUCCAUUUGGGGCAGCAGCGCGCAAACGAGCCCGCAGAUCGUCUAUCCGCCAACGGGCAUCGACGAGUCCAAGAUCGCCGAUCCGUUGGCGGAAAAAGACCGUGUUCUGUUGUACCUGGCGCAGUUCCGGCCAGAAAAAAGACACAGACUCUUACUACAGGAGUUUGCAGGCUAUGCGAAAAAAAGCUCUGGGCCAUUCAAAUUGGCGCUGAUUGGAUCGACAAGGUCCAAACAGGACGAGGAAACGGUGCAAGAGCUGAAAUUGCUUGCAGAACAGCUAGAGAUCUCCUCCCACGUUGCUUUUGAGGUGAACGCUCCUCGCAAAACCGUCGACAAGUACCUGUCGCAGGCCGCGUUUGGGCUCAACGUCAUGUGGAACGAGCAUUUCGGCAUCUCUGUCGUCGAGUACAUGCUGAACGGCGCCAUUCCUAUAGUUCACGCCAGUGCUGGUCCGUUGCUGGACAUUGUGCUACCUGUUGAAAAUGAUGAGGUGGUGGAGCCGGGAACCGAGCACGCUACGCCGUCGGGCUUCUUUUUCACCGACCCGUCGGACCCCGACUACAAGGGACUGUUUCCGUCCUUGAGUGAAGUGCUCAUAAAGGCUAACCGUCUAGAUAAGGACGAGGCGACCGCUAUUCGUAAAGCGGGCCAGCUGGUGGCACGAAAAAAAUUCGGAAUGGAUGUGUUUGGGAAGGAGUGGACGCAGGUGGUGGCUCUGGCCAAGAAAACCGAGCUUGAGAAACGCCAGACCAGGAACAAGGUGGAGAUGGUGUACUGA
Ogataea angusta is the source of this 1809-nucleotide messenger RNA. RefSeq lists its product as uncharacterized. The record is from RefSeq and is a predicted model, not a curated record. Gene Ontology annotation, molecular function: GDP-Man:Man(3)GlcNAc(2)-PP-Dol alpha-1,2-mannosyltransferase activity. The transcript has a single exon. Gene Ontology annotation, cellular component: endoplasmic reticulum membrane. Gene Ontology annotation, biological process: protein N-linked glycosylation. Bases 1 to 1809 code for a protein of 602 amino acids. Lineage: Eukaryota; Fungi; Ascomycota; Pichiomycetes; Pichiales; Pichiaceae.